CCUCCCCGCAGGUUUGUGGCACGUGACCGAGAGUCUGAGGAAGUUCAAGGAAAGUGGUGGAGCCGGAGAUUCCUGAUCACCUCAAACCGAGAGAGAGAGAGAGAGAGAGGACUCAGAUGAGAAACAGCACAAUAAAAACAGGGUUUAGUUAUGAGUGAGCAGCCCAGAAGACCGCGGGUCCAGAGGGAGAGGAACGGAAGGGGAGAGGGAAGAGGAGGAGGAGGAGGACACCAAGAAUCACGAACACGACGAGACCACGCCAACUCUAGCUCCAGACCACCCUCCUCCAGCUACAGGUCAUCUGGAUCAUCUCAGCACCACUCCAGAAAUUCCUCAUCCCAUGUGAGAAGAGUCCCUUCAAGUGAAGCCAGCUGUACACAUAUCUGCUCCAGGAGGGGAAUUGUUCUGAUAUGUGCCACUCUGACCAACAUUUUGGUGCUGUUCUGUCUCGUGGCUGCCUACAUGACACUGUCGGGCAUGUCUGCGAUGAAUUUUGGAAGUGGAAGCUUUAUCGGUGCGAUGAUCCCAUUUGAAGGGGUGGAGCUUCAGCAGGUGCGUGACCUCGACAUGCAGUUUGGACAAAUGAGAGCACCUGGAGUGUAUGGCGGCGUGGCCUUCAGCCUCACUUUUGGUGUUCUCUCGCUUUUAUUUGUGGUUUCUGGCAACAAGCCUCCCCAUGUGCUGCCAUGGAAGCUCCUGAUUGGUCAGUUUGUGUUCCAGCUGGUGGGAGCUGUGAUAUAUGUGGUUGCAGUGGGUUUGUAUCUACACUUUGUGAUCAGUGUGAACUCCACAGAUGUGUGUUCGAAGAGAGAACGGCUUUAUGCGCGCAAUGGAUACACCUGGAUGAACUGUAAUGUGGGUGGGGCGGAUGCAGCUGUGGCAUUGUUUGGAAUCAUAACUGCUAUCUUGUAUGCUGUGGGAUCCUUUCUUACUUUUAGGACUAUCCAAAAUGUCAAGCACUUCAAAACACAGUGUGCUCACUAUGAAACGGAGAUACAGGAACAACCCAAACGUGCCCCGAGCGCCCCGCUCCAAUCAGAUCUCUAUGUCUGAGUUCACUCCAAAGGGACAGAAUAAUAAAAAUUGCACAUGACAUAUAUACAAUACUUUAAAAUGUUUUAUACUUCAGGUUUACAAGGGCUGAAUGCACUACUGACCAAACACUACUUACUACUUACCUUCCUUCAUGUUCUCCAUUUUCUUAGACCAUGAUGCCAAUGUGCACUGUAUUAAACUGCAAACAUAACUAAAUGUGAAUCUGUAUGUAAUUGUAUAAAAGCUGUUUCUGUCUGUCUGCUUGUAAUUUAAAUGCAAUGUACAGUUUAUAAAAAUUGCCUACCUUUUUGGUACACUUUUUAGGUGUGCUGUGACCGACUUUAGCUUAUUUUUCCAGUAGUUUAUUACCAGUGAUCAGUCUCUGAAUCUAAAACCUCUAAUGGUAAGAUGAUUUUGAUUAUUGAACUGUUUUUAAGGUUUGCGUCUGACAUAUUACACGUAGCAAUAAUCUUGAUGUCAGUGCUGUGCUGAAAAUAUUGACAAAGUGAGUAUACAGCUCUGGAAAAAAAUAAUACAAUAAACAAUAUUUGGUGUAAUAACCCUGGUUUUUAAUCACAGUUUUAAUGCAUCUUGGCAUGUUCUCCUCCACCAGUCUUACAUACUGAUUUUGGAUAACUUUAUGCCACUCCUGGUGCAAAAAUUCAAGCAGUUUAGCUUGGUUUGAUGGCUUGUGAUCAUCCAUCUUCCUCUCGAUUAUAUUCCAGAUGUUUUCAAUUUGGUAAAAUCAAAGAAACUCAAAGUGGUCUCUUGCUUCUUUUUUUUUUAGAGCUGUAUAUUGGAAGUGUGCGCGCGCGUGCGUGUGUGCGUGUGUGCGUGCGUGCGUGCGUGCGUGCGUGCGUGUGUGCAUGCGUGUGUGCGUGUAUACAGUGUCAAAAGUUGUCCACCACACUGGAUGCAACAGAUGGGCUACAGUCUGUAAUGGUAAACCUACAAAGUGCACCUCUAGGCUAUGUGCUAAAAUGGCCUAUCAGUUUGGGUACAAGAUAGAUGUACCUGGUGAACUACCAAUUCUGUAUAUAUAUAUAAUCUUGUAAUAUAGAUACUGUUGGUCUAAAUAUAGUUGUUAAUAUUAAUGAAAACACAAUAGAGUGUUUUUAAAUGUAUUUUUAUGUAGAACUAACUAGGAUAUGCAGCAGCACUUGAUGGCAUUUUUUUGUUGUGUUUUUUGUAAAUGUGAUUAUGAUCAAUACGUCUUCUCUGGAGCUACUUACUGUUGUUGGCAGUAGGGGGCAGCAUACACACAGUCUUUUUAACCCACGUUUUUAUUUUUUAUGCUGUGUAUUUUAAAUCAUGACUACAGUGUAUCAAAUUCAUAUUUCUGAUUUUCCCUCUCUGUAUAAUUCUGUAUUAAAGGCAGUUUUAAAGUACAA
Messenger RNA from Astyanax mexicanus (Mexican tetra), 2426 nucleotides. RefSeq lists its product as uncharacterized. The coding region runs from base 151 to 1053 and encodes 300 amino acids. Gene Ontology annotation, cellular component: membrane. The record is from RefSeq and is a predicted model, not a curated record. NCBI's taxonomy places the organism in Eukaryota, Metazoa, Chordata, Actinopteri, Characiformes, Acestrorhamphidae. The transcript is spliced from 4 exons.